AUGUCAGAAAAGAAGAUCCUUGUCCUCGGCAGCGGAUUGGUGGCCAAGCCAUGUGUCGAAUAUCUCCUGCGAAACGAGAAGAACAAGUUGACAAUCGGUAUAAAUCCCGUCCUCACACACACACACUCUCUCUCUCUCUCUCUCUUUCUCUCUAAACUAUUGUUUCUGGCAGCUAACAUCCCGAAUACAGCCUGCCGAACUCUUUCCACCGCUCAGACGUUGGCGUCGAACCAUCCCCAAGCCACGGCUAUUGCCCUUGACGUCGCCUCCACGGAACUCGACGCCCACGUAGCGACCCACGACCUGGUCAUAUCCCUAGUCCCCUUCGUGCACCACCCGACCGUGAUUAAUGCCGGAAUCAGGGGCAAGACGCACGUCGUGACGACAAGCUAUGUGUCUCAGACCAUCAGGGAGCUGGAGAGUGAGGUCGAGGCGGCGGGGAUCACCGUGCUGAACGAAGACUUGACUUACAGUAACUCCUUAGGCGUGGACCACUUGUACGCCAUCAAGACCAUCGACGAGGUGCACAGGAAAGGCGGAAAGGCAAGUAUUCAUUCACUACUCAAGGAGAUCAAGGAGUUCCACUCCUACUGCGGCGGCCUCCCGGCCCCGGAGUGUGCGGAUAACCCGCUCCGCUUCAAGUUCUCCUGGUCCCCGCGUGGCGCCCUUCUCUCGCAGGUCAACGCCGCCUCAUACCUUCAAGAUGGCGAAGUGAUCAAGGUCCCCAACCGGGACCUCAUGGCCCAAGCAAAGCCGUAUCACGUCGUCGACGGCUACUCGUUUGUGGCGUAUCCGAACCGCGAUUCGGUGCCGUUUCGACGGUUCUACGGGAUCCCCGAGGCGAAGACGGUCGUGCGUGGGUCGCUGCGGUACGAGGGAAACCCGGCGUUUGUGGCAGCGCUGGUGAAGCUGGGGUGGCUGGACGCGCGGCCGAGGUCGUGGUUGGCGGAGGAGGGCGGUGAGUUGACGCUGAGGGAGGUGUUUGGGCGCGCGAUUGGUGCUGCUGAGAUGAACGAGGAAUCUCUCGUCUCGCGCAUCGAUGAGUUAUGCGGGUUCUCCGACGACGAAGAGAGGCAUAGAAUUAUCGACGGCCUUCGAUGGAUCGGGCUCUUCUCCGACAAGCCGGCGGCCCUCCGCGGGAACCUCCUCGAUACCCUCUGUGUCGAACUCGAGCGGCUCAUGAGUUUCCAGCCCGGUGAACGGGACUUGGUCAUGCUCCAGCACAGGUUUGUCGUCGAGUGGCGUGGCGGGAGGCGAGAGACAAUUACCUCGACCCUGGAGCUUCUGGGGGAUCCUGAUGGGCAUUCUGCCAUGGCUAGAUCGGUGGGCGUUACGUGUGGUAUCGCUGCCCAGCUGCUGCUCGAUGGCGAGCCAGCUCUCAAUGUGCGCGGGGUGUUGGCACCUUACUCGGCCGAAAUCUGCGACCCCAUCCGCAAAAAGCUUGAGGAGGAGGGCAUCAAGCUGGUCGAAAAGACUGUCGAGUGA
This is a messenger RNA of Colletotrichum higginsianum IMI 349063, 1485 nucleotides long. RefSeq names its product Saccharopine dehydrogenase. The transcript has 5 exons. The record is from RefSeq and is a predicted model, not a curated record. NCBI's taxonomy places the organism in Eukaryota, Fungi, Ascomycota, Sordariomycetes, Glomerellales, Glomerellaceae. Gene Ontology annotation, molecular function: saccharopine dehydrogenase activity. Gene Ontology annotation, cellular component: cytoplasm. Bases 1 to 1485 code for a protein of 494 amino acids.